AGUUUCUAGUAAGUUUCCGGUUCCGAUUUCUAGAAAUUUCACGAUACUCCUAGUGUGAAGCGCAUACUUUCUUUAGUAUACGUUAACGACGUUUGUCUAAAUUGUUUUGCUCCUAGCUAUGGCCAAGUGGGGAGAAGGUGAUCCACGAUGGAUUGUAGAAGAAAGAGCUGAUGCUAAAAAUGUAAAUAAUUGGCACUGGACAGAGAAGAACGCUACAUCUUGGUCUCAAACUAAGAUUAAGGAACUCCUAGAAAAUCUGGAGAUUCAAGAAGGGCCAUUUAAAUGUGUUGUUACCGAAAUCAAAUCUGUUGAGGGCGAAGCUGUUGUUAAUAAUCGAAAGGCUAGGUUAAUCUUCUUCUACGAAUGGGUUAUUAAGUGCUCGUGGAAGGGCUCACGAGGCGAUGGGGAUUUAGUUAAAGGAAAAUUUGAUGUUCUCAACCUUUCGGAUGAAUAUACAGACAUAAAUGAUAUUGACAUAAAUGUUAGUAUCGACGACGAGAAAAUUAAAGAUGCUUGGGAUGUUAAAGAAUUUAUGAGACAUUCCGGAACUGUGAAAGUUAGAGAACAAUUAGCAAAAUACCUUCAACAGUUGAAAGAACAGUACAGUGAAGGUUUGAUUUUACCCACAAAAAAUUCAUCAACUAAUACAAGCGCAAAAAAGACAACUAACGAGUACAAAAAUGAAAUUAACAAACCCAUCGUGAGUUCAGAUUCUGAUGUUGGCAUUAAGAUUCCCUGUCAGAGAGUAUCGUCUACCGAAUUUUUCAAAUGCGAAGCUUGUGAGCUAUAUAGUGUUUUAACUGAUCAGGGUAAAAGCUCCAUGUUCACCAGAUCUAAGGCUAUUUUAGAGGCUGAAAAAGGAGGAAAGUUUGCACUAUUUGACGGUAAUGUCCAAGGAGAGUUUACAGAUUUGGUCUUAAACGAGAAAAUAGUGAUGAAGUGGCGUUUCCAGUCUUGGCCAGACGCUCACUAUUCGACAGUUUCUAUCUACUUAAAACAAAAGGAUGAUGGAACCGAACUACAAUUGACUCAAACUGGUGUACCAAAGGAAGACUAUGAGAGAACAGUUGAUGGAUGGAAAAAUUAUUAUUGGCGUCCAAUAAUGCAAGCCUUCGGAUUUGGAGCAGGAAUAUAUGGCUGA
Dimorphilus gyrociliatus is the source of this 1141-nucleotide messenger RNA. NCBI's taxonomy places the organism in Eukaryota, Metazoa, Annelida, Polychaeta, Dinophilidae. The record is from the annotation of a GenBank genome assembly.